GAAUGGGUGCCGAAGUUAAGUAGCAACACGUCGUCCUCAUAAGAAUGCAACUGGCCAAAUGUGUUUCUUUAAUGGUCUAAAUUUACUAUAAACUAUCAUGUUUAUGUCCAUUCGGUGUUUGUCUGUCCGCGCGUGUAGGCAAAUAGCCCCAAACGGUCCUUGCGUUUUCUUGCUACCGUUAGCACGCUAGCAUCUGCUACUGUUAGCUCGUUAUCGCGCGUGGCAACGACAUAUAUUCAAACGUUGAGGUAAUAUAGUUAGUGCGUCUUCUAGCUUCGAGACGCUCUGACGUUGGCGGUGAUUGAGAUAUAACAAAAUUAGGACGAUAGGUUGCAUGUUUGAACAGUGUUAAGAUUGUUUGAAUGUCCAUUUGUUGUAUAAGUUGCCAUGUGUUUGGUUUAAGUGGUUACGUUUAUAAAGUCAAUAAACCUACGGCCGCCAUUUUAAUUUCUUUACGGCAGAAAUGCAUGGCGUCUUUCUCCGUGGAGUUCUUCAAUAACAACGGGGAACGUCUAACAACCUGGUGGUUUUAUUAGCGUCAAAGUAAUUUCUGUUUAGAAAAUUAGGUAUUUGAGGCUAACUCAGUCAUGUAUUCAUAUUUAAUGAAAAUGUUCAGUGGCUGUAAAUUCAUAUGCAUAUGAACACACACAGUUUUUGAGUCAUUACAAACGAUUUCUUUUUACAUGCACGUUUUUGGUUGACUGAUUUUCUGAAAAUACGAGACUCGGGGGAUUCGGAAGUCUGUUUAAUGUUCGAUAAAUGUAUUUUUGUAUGCCUCAAUAAGGCAUUGCAAUCUGUAUGAGUGGUUUGUAUGUGAUCUCACUGCACACAUACAUUCUCACCGUGAGAACCCUGAAGGCCGUGAUUGAGUAGUUUGAUAAUAUGUUUGAAUUACACCAUUUUUCAUGAAAAUUGGCUGAUCAUGAGAGGAGCAUCUCUGGUUCUGACCAUUUUGCGGAUGUGUAAAAGGUGUGUUGUGGGUUCUGUGGAAGUUUGAACAUUUUCUCCAAACAUAAGAAGAUUCACGUUUGUAUGCUGUAUUGUAUCUUAUUUUUGAUUGGUAGAGUUUGUGUGCAAGAAAUAUUUUAAAUUCUCAAACCAAAAUAUUUGUUUGUAUUUAAAAAUAAUAUAUUUUUAAAAUUUUUACAUUUGAUGGAAAUGUAUGUUCAAGUAUAGUAACUGAUUUCUCUCUCUCUCUCUCUUCCUCUCUAUGCAGUUGAAUUGCUUUGAUCAGGUAAGGUGUGGAUUAUGAUUAUUUAAUUUCACUAAUGGCAUCAGACAGAUUUAUAAUUUUUGCAGCAACAAAAUAAUUCUUUCUUCAUCCUCUUGAUUUUUACUGGAUUUUGAAAAUACAAGACUAAAGGAGAUUGGAAAGUAGGUUUUGGUGUUACAUAGAAAGGAACCUGAAAAAAUACUUUAACAAAGAUUCGAGGGUUUUUUUUUGUGGGAGAGAUUUGGCAUACAUUACAACGUUUGUUGUGGUGGUGCUUUACACAUUGUCCAAACUGUUACUUCCCAAUUUGAACACUAGGUGUCACCCAAGUGACGUUAAAAAACUGUUUCAGUGUAAACAAUAAAAGAAAUAUAAAAUCGAUUAUCCAAAUAACUGCAAGAGUCAAACUUGUUUGUCAACAUUAUAAUUUCAUACAUCAAUCCCUCCCAUUUUGAAACAUUUUACGGCCAUUGAAUACCUGCCGAGCUAGACUGCAAUGCUUUUUUCAUCGCCACUGCAUGUCCUUCAAAAACAAGUGGUAGCUUGUUCAAUUUUCAACGACUUUUAUGGGGCAGUCUUUUUACUUCUGCUAUCAUUACAAAGCAUAUAUAGAUACGUUCUAUUUUUUUUUCUUUGAGAUGCUGAUUUCUAACAUUGUGACUCUUCAGUCGUGUUGUGUGCAAAUAGCGACUAGUCCUCAAAUUUAUUUUUCAUUGGUUCGGAUGGGUUUGUAUGGUGACAGGAGCAUCCCCAGUUGUGACCACUGUGUGGAUGUGUUUGAAGUGAAUCAUAUUCAAAUGUUUAUGUUCUGAUUUUGCUUAAUUUUGGUUAAGUAGAUUGUGUGCUAAAAAUAUUUAAAAUAUCAAAAUGUCUAUAUUUUAAAUAGUCCUGCAACAUUUUGUACGUUUUUUGUACGCAGAUGUAUGUUCAAGUUCAAUAACUGAUUCUCUUUUUGUCUCUGUUUGCAGAGUUCAUUCGCUUUGACCAAAGGCUGCCGACUGAGUCCCCCCCCCCAACCCUCUUUAUUGCUGCUCCACUUUUUGUCUCUGACUUCUUUCACUCACUGUCUAUCUUGGAUUGACAAGACGCAUUGUGGUGGACGUUGACUGAUCCCUGUGGGCUGGAUCAGACAUUGACGAAUCAGACGUGGACUUUGAUCCCUGUGUUGAGGAUCAAACUUUUUUUUUGAUCCUUGUGGUGUGGAUCAGACAUUGACUUGAUCCCUGGUAUCUGGAUCAGACCUUGACUUGAUCCUUGCCUGGAUCGGACCUUGACUUGAUCCCUUGCGGUGCGGGAUCUGAUUGAAAAAAAAAACCUGCCUUGGGAUUGGCAUUGAAAUAUAACCCUGUUGUGGGCUGUGCAUUCAAAAUAUAACCCGUUGUGGGCUGUGCAUUGAAAUAUAACUUCUUGGACCUGGGCCUAACUGUGAAAUAUUACUACCUCUUGUGCGAGAUCCAAUUGACAAAAGUGCAAGACACGAGCCAUGCCACGCAAAAGCAAGAAGGCGCAAGCUGCCAAGGUAAGAUGGCAACAGCGUAAAAACAACACAGACUCUGGAAGUGCAGAUAAACCAACAACUGCCAAACAAUUGAUGGCCACUGAACCUGGAAACUCUACGGAGGUAAUGAUGUCUACAUCUCAUGAUCCUGUAACAUGUGUUUUGGCAUCCUACAGUCAAGAUCAUCCAAAGUAUGCUGAUUCCAGAAACAGUCAGUGUGCUGCAAACUCUGCUACAUUUCUAGCUUUCCUGCAGGAGACAGACAAUGUGACAAGUGCUCACCUGGACUUUGUUCUCGAUCGAGGCAAUGAGCUCUAUGUGGCUACUGUGGCUGUGCUGAAAGCAGAAGGACGAUACGAACAUCCUCAUUUGGCAACCGAUGAAAUUCCAUCCAUUGUGAAUGGCUUUCACAAAACACAUGUGUUAAUAAAGUAUCAGUCAAUGUAUGGUCUUUUCAAUUCCUCUAUUGCUGAUGUGGCAUUUAUGAUGCUCUGUGACGGACUUCAGUGCCUGGUGUCAGAGGUAAAUUAUGCUCUUUUGGUUAUGAAUUCAUUGUUUAUUGCUGUUUUCCGAAACCAACAAGGAAGAUAUGGCUAUUUUGAUCCACACGCCAGAGACCGUGAUGGUCUCCCUCCGCCCUCCGGUGCACCACAUGGUACAGCUGUCAUGAUGCUUUUUACAUGUUUGAACGAUCUGAUAGAUAAGCUCAUACAGGUGUUCACUCUGGCUGGUGCCGCUCCCACUACUCAAUAUGAAUUGAUGCCGGUAAGUUUUCAACCUAUUGACAAUGCAAGUGACCGUGAAAUGGCGACUGAUGCAGAAGCUUCUCCAAUGACAACACACAAUGAUGACGCUAUGUUAAGCCAGUCUGCUGCUGAGAUGACACACAACAGUACGGUGGUAUGUACACAACAACAAAAAACACGAGAUGUGUUGAAAAUUGCGAGAUCCAAAAGGAGAACAUUUGCAAGACGAACUCAAGCUUACAACAUAAUUGACAAAGCUAUGGCGAGAGUCACAAAACAAGAAACAAGGCGAAUAAACGCAAACCUGAAAAAGAAGGAACGUUACAGCCAAACUCCAGAGAUUAGACAACGUAAAAAGUCUUACAUAUUGACUCGCUACCAGCAAGAUCCUAAUUUCCGUGUAAAACAGAAGUCGUUUGCAGUCGACAAUAGCAAACAUGACACAAUUAAGAUGAAACAGCGUUCUUACACCAAACAGAAAUAUAGUCAUGAUGUUGAGUAUCGGACCAAAAAACGUUCCUAUAUCAAUCAGAGAUAUGGUCAUGACGAACAAUUUCGGAACAAACAACGUUCCUAUAUCAAUCAGAGAUAUGGUCAUGACGAACAAUUUCGGAACAAACAACGUUCCUAUAUCAAGCAGAGAUAUAGUCAUGACGAUCAAUUUCGGAACAAACAACGUUCCUAUAUCAAACAAAGAUAUGGUCAUGAUGAUGAAUUUAGGCGUAAACAACGUUCUUAUAUCAAAGACCGUUACGCACUUGAUCCUGCAUUCAGAUCCAAGCAGAAGGAGAACUCAAGUUUGCUUUGGAAAGCCAAACAUGAUUCAUCAAUGAAGGCAAAUGCUCAUCGCACUGCAAUGAAAGUACUACAAAAAUACAGAGUCAUUAACAGAUUAUGUAAAGAGAGAAACAAUUGCGCAAUCAUGAAAGCUGUUGCGCUAUUCAAAGUUCAGGUAAAAAAUGGACCGACUUUUGUUUGCACAGUUUGCCACAGAGCAUUAUUUCCCAAUCAAGUACGCCAGCUGACCAAAUAUAAGAAAAACAAGGACGUUGUUGCAAGUUGCCUUACACGAAGGUUUGUUCAUGUUUGUAAUCGUGAAUGUAACACAUGCUGCAAAGUACCGGAUGAGAGAAAAAUGGAGUGGAUAUGUCACACCUGCCAUGCACAUCUCAAAGAUGGUAAAAUGCCAGCACUUGCUGUAACUAACAAUCUCCAACUUGCAGACAUUCCCGCUGAACUGUGUGAUCUAAAUAUUCUGGAAAGACAUCUCGUUUCAAAAUGCAUUUCAUUUGCCAAAAUCGUCCCUCUGCCAAAGGGUCAACAACGAGCCAUCCGUGGGAAUGUUGUGUGUGUACCAUCAGAAGUGGAAGAAACGGUCAAUGUCUUGCCCAGACUAAGAAGUAGGUCUCAGGUGUUGAGAGUGAAACUGAAAAGACGACUUUGUUACAAAGGACAUCAGAUAUUUCAAACUGUCACUUGGUCCAAGUUAAUGAGUGCCCUGAUAAAACUGAAACAAAUUCAUCCGCAGUACAGAAACAUCACCAUUCGCGACGAUGCUGACCUUUGUGACCCGACGCUCACUGAUGAUGACAGCGGCUCUGAUGAAGAUGAAAUGAACGAGAGUGACUACAAUGAGGAAGACCUCGAGGCAAUCCACGCAUUUGAGAGGGAUGCUCUCUGUGAAUUGAACAGUGACUCACAGAACGAUGCACGUGGUAAUGUGCAGCAACAACAGUGUGCUGAAAAUGUGGAAGAAGGUGAUGCACCAAACGGUGGGGUUAUCCUGGAGUCAUGUCUCCAACCAAAUGAUGUGUCAGAGGAAAUUAUGAGUUUUACUCAAGGCAUUUACUGUGUGGCUCCUGCAGAAAGAAAUAACCCCGUAAGCUUUUUCAGGACUCCCAAACUUGAGGCCAUGGCAUUUCCAGUGCAAUUUCCAACUGGACAAAACACCCUUGAUGAAGACAGACAAAUAAAAGUAACACCAAGCAAAUAUUUCAAAACACGUCUGUGUUGUGUGGAUGAACGUUUUGCUCGUGAUACAAACUACUUGUUCUUUGCUCAGUUUGUGACUGAAAUUUACCUGGCAACAUCAAGCAUGAGAAUCCAGCUACGCAAAGGUAAACCUUUUACCAGGGAUGGUCGGAGGAUAAACAAUGCUAUGCUGCAGGACAAACGUGAAGUUGAAAAACUGGUGCGCAGCAAGGAUGCAGUCCGUUUCAUGACGCCCCUGAGAGGCACGCCAGCCUAUUGGGAAAGAACCACCAAAGAUCUUUUUGCAAUGAUCCGACAGCUGGGUACACCCACAUUCUUUUGCACAUUUUCUGCUGCCGAAAUGCGUUGGGAAGAGGUUAUCACUGCCAUUAAAGCGCAACAAGGUGAGGUGGUGAAUUUUGCUGAACUUGACUGGGCCACGAAGUGUGAAAUUCUGCGCAGCAAUCCUGUGACGACAAUGCGCAUGUUUGACAAACGUGUGGAAGCUCUGUUCAGAGAUUUGAUCCUCUCUCCGGCACGACCGAUUGGUGAAGUCGUCGACUACUUUUACCGAUUGGAGUUUCAGCACAGAGGAAGUCCUCACAUUCAUUGCCUCAUAUGGGUUAAAGAUGCCCCUGUAUUUGAGGAAGCCUCAGAAGGAGCCAUCUGCGAUUUUGUGUCCCGCUACAUCUCGGCUCAGCUGCCGGACCCAGAAAAGGAACCCGAGUUGUAUAAAAAAGUCACAGAAGUUCAGAUGCACAGCAAAGGUCACACCAAAACGUGCGUCAAACACCAAGGUGCAAACUGCCGAUUUGGUUUUCCCAGACCACCGUGCGAAACCACAAUGAUCAUCACACCUGUAGCCUGUGAAAAUCAAGAUCAACACAAGGAGAAGCAGGUGGUGGCAAAUGACAAGCUUGUUCGUGUGCAGCGUUUGCUGAAUGAACCCGAAACCUCAUCCCUGACUUUGCCGCAGCUUUUGGCUAAAUGCGAGCUCACUGACGCCGAGUACGUGGAAUGUUUGUACACGACCGCCUCAAAGAGUUCUGUUGUGCUCAAGCGAGAUCCAAAAGACUGCUGGGUGAACAACUACAACCGCCAUUUGCUUCUUGCCUGGGAUGCCAACUUGGACAUCCAGUACAUUCUGAAUGCCUUUUCGUGCAUCUCAUACAUCUGCAGCUACAUCAGCAAAGCUGAACACGGUCUGAGUCAAUACCUGAAGUCUGUUAUUGAAAACUCACGCAAUGAAAAUGUCAAUGAGAGCGAUGAAAUGAAACAAAUCAUGCAAGCGUACUCAAAGAAAAGAGAAGUGAGUGCUCAGGAGUGUGUCGCACGCGCGUGCGGCUUGCAUAUGAAACAGUCCUCUCGCAGUGUGGUAUUUGUACAAACGAGUGACAAUCCGCUGAAAAUGAGUUAUCCUCUCUCGCUCCUUGAGGGCAAAACGCAGGAGUCUCAUGAAGUGUGGAUGACUGGCCUGCCAGACAAAUAUAAAAGCAGACCCCAAACGAAGGACUUUGAAGUGAUGUGCUUGGCCGAUUUUGCAUCAACAUGCAGAAUUGUUUAUGGAAAACAGGUAAAAGGCAAAAAUGUUUUGCCUCUGCUGAACGACAUGGGCUUUGUCCAGAAAAGAAAAGAAAAAGCUGCGGUCAUCAAAUACUGCAAAUUCUCUGAACAAAAGAAUCCAGAGGAAUAUUACUGCUCCUUGCUCAAGCUGUACCUGCCUCAUCGUGCUAAUUGCCAGUUAAAAUCUGAACGCUGUCCCUCAUAUCAGUUGUUUCAUGAUCAUGCCUGUGUACAGUUACCAUAUAACGACUCUGUGGAGCGUGUGUGCGAAAUUGUCAACAGGAACAGAGAAAGGUAUGAGAAGCACAGUAAAGACAUUGACGAUGCCAUCCAAGAGGUGGAGGAGAGCGGGCUCGUCAUAAACGAAUGGUGCCACCUGGCUCCUGAGAGCGAGUUGCAAAGACUCGAAUGCAUUGAGGAAAACAACGCAAGAGAUGAACCAAAUGACAACGUGGAGGACAAUGUCCCGGACUAUAACGUAAGGUCAGAAACGUCUGAAAUUUCCAUUGCGACAGAAGCUGCUGCCAUCGAUCCCGCAGUGUUACGUGACAUGUAUCGGAACCUGAACCAAAAGCAAGCGUCUGUUUUCUACAAGGUCAGAGAUUGGUGCAUAAAACGUGUGUGUAGCUCAAAGCCCAUCGAGCAGUUCUUCUACCACAUCAACGGUGGCGCCGGGACCGGCAAAUCGCAUCUCAUUAAGUGUAUCCACACCGAGGCUACCAAAAUACUGCAAAGACUACCACGACUGGCUGAGGAGGCCGACAUUUCCAAACAGACGGUCGUUCUCGCAGCCUUCACUGGCACGGCGGCAUUCAACAUUUCUGGGACAACUUUGCAUUGUCUGCUCAAACUGCCGAGAAGUCUCAAACCCCCGUACCACGGCCUGGGCAAUAAACUGGACGAAGUCAGAGCCGAGCUGUCGAUCGCCCAAAUACUCAUCAUCGACGAGAUUUCCAUGGUGUCCAAAGACCUCUUUGCCUACGUGAAUGCCAGGUUGAUACAAAUCAAAGGCAUCAAUUUACCUUUUGGUGGCAUGUCUGUUCUUGCUGUUGGAGAUUUCUUUCAGCUCCCUCCCGUGAGACAGUCCAAACCGCUAUGCGUGUACGAUCCCACUCGGCUGGACCACUGGCGUGACAACUUCAAAAAGAUCACGCUCACCGCCAUCAUGAGGCAGAAAGACGAUGUUGCCUUUGCCGAACUGCUGAACCGACUCCGGGUGAAAGAAAAGUCUGAUGAACUUUCGGAACUGGACAGAGCUCUUCUUGCUACGAGGUACACUUCUCCAGAAAUGUGUCCAAGUCAUAUUCUGCAUGUUUUUGCCACCAAUAAACAGGUAGAUGGCCAUAACUCUGCGAUGCUGGAUCUGCUUCAUAAGGACAUUGUACAAAUUGAUGCAGAUGACUACAAGAAGGACAAACAAACCGGCAGAAUGGCGAGGCAAACUUUCCCUGUGCAAGGCGCUAAGAGCGAGCUCCCGGACUCGAUCAGAGUUGCCCUCGGUGCUCGUGUUAUGCUCACGCGUAAUUUUGAUGUUCAAGCAGGUCUGUGCAACGGGACGUUUGGAAAAAUUGUGGAAUUGGUCAACUAUCCGAAUGAAGCCCGCGUAAAGAAAGUUGGGUUGGAACUUGAUCAUGUGAGUAACACAGCGCGUGCCGCUAACCGUGUGUACAUUGACAGACAGGAGGAGAAGCUGAAAAAGCCUGGAGUGACGCGCCGACAGUUUCCCAUCAAGCUUGCUUUUGCCUGCACGAUCCACAAGGUACAAGGCAUGACAACGUCAGAGGCUGCUGUUUCGCUGAAAGGCGUUUUCGAACACGGCAUGGGGUACGUAGCUCUGAGUAGAGUGACCUCGCUCAGCGGUCUGCAUAUUCUGCAUAUGGACGAGAGAAGACUUCAUGCAAAUCCAGAAAUCACUGCUGCUCUUGCUGAGAUGGCAGAGGAUUCUUUGGAGAGCGUCAUGCCACUCCUUCACGUGAUGCCGUCGGUAGAUCGAGCAAAUCACCUGGUUGUCGUCCAUCAUAACACCGAAGGGCUGUCUUGUCAUGUGCAGGACAUCAGGUGCCACCACGAGCUGCACUUUGCUGAUGUUUUGUGCUUCACAGAGACACACCUUCAAGGAUCUGUGGCUGAUGGACGUGCCUGCUUGGAAGGCUUCACAAUGUUUCACAGGAACCGAAGAGAUUCUUACACAAACUGUCCUGACUUGGCAACAAAACUUGGUGGCGGCGUAGGUAUUUGUGUCAAAAGUCACAUUGCAGCCCAGGAAAAGAAAUACAUACAGGGUGUGACCGACAUUGAAUUUGUUGUGGUGAAACUUGAAGCUCCCCUCAAUGUGUUGAUUGCUGCCGUUUACAGGCCUCCAGGCAACAGUCUGCGCACUUUUCUGCCAAGCUUGGGAAAUCUCUUGCGGUACCUUGAAGUAAUGGACCAUCAUCAGAUCUUGGUUUGUGGAGAUUUUAAUGAAGAUAUGCUAUCUGCCUCAUUCAAGCCCAUUCUCGAUUUGUUUCGCUCAACAGGUUACACGCAACUCAUAACCACUGCUACCACUGACAAAAACACAUUGCUUGACUUAAUUUUUGUCUCUCGACCUCAGUGUGCUCUUCAUUCAGGUGUCUUGCAAACGUACUACAGCUAUCACAAUCCUGUUUUCUGUGUUUUGGCCACUGAAAGGUAAGUCACAGCUAAAUCAUGUGGUUCAGCAUUUGCAAAAAGGAUGGAAAUCAGAACGUGAACGUUGUCGUAAGUGUAUAAUAUUAGUGGUGGGAUGUGGUGGGUGAUUUGUUGCCUUUAGGUGAGAUGGGAUCUGGGGCGAAAGUUGCUCAAAAUGACAAAUGAAAGAAACCUGCUGGAAUAGUGGUUGGGGGUCGGUGAGGAAUCACGUUGAGUUAAGGGAAGGCAGAGGCUUAUUAAAAUUUCAAAAAGCCUUCCCUUAACUCAACUUUUUAAUUUUUAAAAAGCCUUCCCUUAACUCAACUUUUUAUUUUUAAAAAGCCUUCCCUUAACUUAACGUUUUAAUUUUUAAAAAUGUUACUUUUAUUUUUUUUAAAUUUUAACUUUUAAAACUUUUACCUUUUUACAUUUUUAAAUUAACUUAUGGUUGAGAGGAGACUUUUUAACUUUUUAAACCUUUAUUUUACAAUCAAAUUUUAACCUUUUAAACCUUUAUUUUACAAUCAAAUUUUAACCUUUUAAAACUUUAUUUUACAAUCAAAUUUUAAAAUUUUAAACCUUUAUUUUACAAUCAAAUUUUAACCUUUUAAACCUUUAUUUUACAAUCAAAUUUUAAAGAUGAGUUAAGGGAAGGCCUUUUACAUUUUAAUUUUUUAAUUGUUUUGAACUUUUAUUUUGAAUUUUUUUGAAUGUCAUAAUCACCAGGCGAGAACAGAAAACAGAUGAGGUAAGUUGCUCGUCAUGAAACAUGUUUUUUCCUUUCUUUCUAAAGAGAGUAAAUGCUGCUAUUUCACUCCUUUGUAUUUUAACAGUUUUUAUCUGGCGAAAGCAGUUCAUCCCAGAAUGGAGGCCAGAGGUAGGCAUGACAUAUCACCUUAUUGUAAUGUAAUUAUAAAAUUGUAACAUGUUGUAAUUUAUAGUUAAGCUUGUGUAAGCCCUCUGUACAAUCAUACAUUUUCAAUCAACUUUGCUGGAUUGUCCUUUUUUCUCCACAAAGACCUUGAGCAUGCAAAAACAUUCAUCAUGGACGAAUGACUCCCAAGCAGACUCAAGGCACGCCACCCCUACAACAUGGCAGCACAAGAGAUGCUCAAUUCCAUCCCUGAAGACAUCUCCAGAGAUGCCUGGCUGGCAGCAGCUUGGAAGCAGGAGUGGGAGGCAGCUGGCCCCUCCCUCAUGCACAGUUAUGUCUGGGAACCAGGAGACGGCGCCAUAGGAGGAGACGAACUACCUCGCCAGCAGUGGACCACACUGAACCGCUUAAGAACUGGUGUUGGGCGCUUCAACAUGUCUAGUGGGGUCUGGCGGACAGUGCGGCAUGCGAGUGCGGAGCCCUCGAGCAGACAGCCGACCACACCAUCAACACCUACACCAACAUAUAGACCACCCUCAGAGGCCGGCCUCUUCGACCUGGGACCAGAGAUGCUGGCGUGGCUCCACGACACCAAGUUGGAGCGCUGACGUUACACGAGAGAGAGAGAGAGAGAGAGAGAGAGAGAGAGAGAGAGAGAGAGAGAGAGAGAGAGAGAGAGAGAGAGAGAGAGAGAGAGAGAGAGAGAGAGAGAC
This is a messenger RNA of Syngnathus typhle (broad-nosed pipefish), 11227 nucleotides long. RefSeq lists its product as uncharacterized. Lineage: Eukaryota; Metazoa; Chordata; Actinopteri; Syngnathiformes; Syngnathidae. The record is from RefSeq and is a predicted model, not a curated record. Gene Ontology annotation, molecular function: DNA helicase activity. The coding region runs from base 2697 to 9665 and encodes 2322 amino acids. The transcript is spliced from 2 exons. Gene Ontology annotation, biological process: DNA repair; telomere maintenance.